AAAACCUUAUCAUCCCCAACCCCAACACAACACAACACAUUCGUAUAAUAUCAACCCACCAACAGCUUGUACAUUGUGCUUAAUAAUCAGUACAUUUUGAGCAUCAAGAAACACAAUCUUUAGCUUAACCCAUGGCUCUUCAAGCUUCUCUUCUUCCUUCUGCAAUCACUGUUCACAAAGAGGGGAAUGGAGCUUUUGUUUUGAAAAAUGUUAAAUCUGAUUUCAGCCCACUUUUGAUUGGAACAAAGGAGCUUAAAAGGAAGCCAUUGAUGGGACCAAUUCGUGCACAAACAGCAACCGUAGCUCCAUCGGUUAAGGAAGCCACACCAGACGGCAAGAAAACACUGAGGAAGGGCAAUGUGAUCAUAACUGGAGCCUCAUCGGGUCUCGGUCUAGCCACAGCCAAGGCUUUGGCCGACACAGGAAAGUGGCACAUAAUCAUGGCUUGUAGAAACUUCCUGAAAGCAGAAAAGGCUGCUAAAUCGGUUGGCAUAACUAAAGAGAACUAUACUGUUAUGCACCUUGAUCUUUCGUCUCUCGAAAGUGUUCGACAGUUUGUGGACACGUUUAGGCGGUCUGGGCGACCGCUUGAUGCGCUUGUGAACAAUGCCGCGAUCUAUUUGCCUACGGCUAAAGAGCCUACUUAUACUGCAGAAGGAUUUGAACUUAGUGUUGGGACUAAUCAUCUUGGUCACUUUCUACUAUCAAGGUUGCUAAUUGAGGACCUCAAGAAGUCGGAUUACUCACAAAAACGACUCAUCAUUGUUGGCUCCAUCACAGGAAACACAAACACGUUGGCUGGAAACGUGCCACCGAAGGCUAACUUGGGGGACCUGAGAGGGCUAGCCGGGGGUUUAAACGGGCUAAACAGUUCUGCCAUGAUUGACGGAGGAGAGUUCGACGGUGCUAAGGCCUACAAAGACAGCAAAGUAUGCAAUAUGCUGACAAUGCAAGAGUUCCAUAAACGGUACCAUGAUGAAACUGGAAUUACCUUUUCGUCCCUGUACCCCGGUUGCAUUGCUACAACUGGCCUUUUCAGGGAGCACGUUCCGUUGUUUCGUAUUCUAUUCCCGCCAUUCCAGAAGUACAUCACCAAAGGUUAUGUGUCGGAAGAGGAAGCCGGAAAACGACUAGCACAGGUAGUAAGCGAUUCGAGCUUAACGAAAUCGGGUGUGUACUGGAGCUGGAACAACAACUCGGCUUCAUUUGAAAACCAGCUUUCCCAAGAAGCAAGUGAUGCGGAGAAAGCUCGGAAGUUGUGGGAGGUCAGUGAGAAGCUUGUUGGUUUGGCUUAGUUAAAGUCAAGAAUAAAUUUAGUCAAAGUCAAAGUCAAGAAUAGUCAAAUUGGGUGGUAUGGAUGUGUUUGUUGUGUUGUAUAGUACAAUAUAACGAUGCAUUCUUGAAUUUUCAAUAUCUUUUAAGCUUGUGAUCACUUUCCGAA
This is a messenger RNA of Helianthus annuus (common sunflower), 1441 nucleotides long. Its product is annotated as protochlorophyllide reductase. Gene Ontology annotation, molecular function: protochlorophyllide reductase activity. The record is from RefSeq and is a predicted model, not a curated record. The transcript has 5 exons. Bases 132 to 1295 code for a protein of 387 amino acids. NCBI's taxonomy places the organism in Eukaryota, Viridiplantae, Streptophyta, Magnoliopsida, Asterales, Asteraceae.